Molecule: messenger RNA, 575 nt
Organism: Paramuricea clavata
Lineage: Eukaryota; Metazoa; Cnidaria; Anthozoa; Malacalcyonacea; Plexauridae
Source: the annotation of a GenBank genome assembly
AUGAAGAAACAGACAAUAACCGAUAAGAAAGAAAAGAAUAUGGAAACCGAAGUUAUAACUACACCAGCAGAAAACCUCUCAAAUUUAGUUCAAGUGAAUGAGAAUGAUAUAUCGGCAGCAAGUGAGGGAAAUCAAGACAACAGUGUGAUAACAGCACCGAUAUCAACUCAAGAAGCUCAAAACGAUAAUGGCCAACCCAGCAGUUCUACCAAUGAUUCAGUUGACACAUCUGAAAAUAAUGAGGCGAUAGUAAGUCAUGUGAACAGGAGUUAAAGCCUUUUCCGCAUUGAGAAGCCUAAAAUGCCAAUAUUUCUGGUGACGUCAGAGAAUAUGGGACGUUCAAAUCUGACUUCAAACAUCUGGUUGAAAGUAGAUAUAGCAAGCGAGAUGAGAUAACCAUUUUAGGAUCUUGUCUACAAGGAAAAUCACUCGAAAUGAUAAAGGGAAUUGGCCAAGAAUAUGAUGCUGCAUGGGAAUAUCUGGAAGCAGUCUAUGGGGACACCAGAUUUGUAGCCGACAUUAUUACACAAGAUAUCUCCAAGUUUAAGCCCAUGAAAGAGGGAGAGGACACCUGA